Molecule: messenger RNA, 2119 nt
Organism: Diprion similis
Lineage: Eukaryota; Metazoa; Arthropoda; Insecta; Hymenoptera; Diprionidae
Product: sodium-independent sulfate anion transporter-like
Exons: 10
Coding region: 101-1939 (612 amino acids)
Biological process (GO): transmembrane transport
Cellular component (GO): membrane
Molecular function (GO): secondary active sulfate transmembrane transporter activity
Source: RefSeq, a predicted model, not a curated record
GCUGGUACAGACAGGGAAUUUUGCAGUGUAUGCUUUUAAUUCGUUUCAACUGUCGUGUGUUGGACGAGUUAGUGCUUCGGAAUACAAGUCCGGGUAAACUAUGUCCUAUUAUGCAGUUUCCACACGAACUGAUAAGGAAAUAAUGGAGGAAAUCGAUGGUGGUGGAAACGUCUGGCCGACGAAGAGCGAUAAGGCGGGAAAUCAUCAAACGACCAUAAUUUGCAGGGAAAUGGCGUCCCCAAAAUGCGACCCCAAGGAAGUCCUUCGUCGCAGGAUACCGAUCAUCGCAUGGCUGCCGUUCUACACGUGGAAUAAACUAAUCCAGGAUGCAUUGGCCGGUCUCACCGUGGGUCUGACUGCGAUUCCCCAGGGAAUAGCCUACGCAGUUGUCGCCGGACUUCCUGCCCAGUACGGACUUUACAGCGGUUUCAUGGGUUGUUUCGUCUAUCUGAUACUCGGCGGUAGCAAGGACAUCACCAUAGGACCAACGGCUAUCAUGGCACUUAUGGUUCAAUCGAGUGUCACGAACUAUGGAGCAGACGGUGCUGUACUGGUGUGCUUCUUGUCCGGCUGUAUAAUAUUCCUACUUGGUAUUCUCCAUAUGGGUUUUUUGGUGGAUUUUAUAAGCAUGCCGGUUACAUCCGGUUUCACAAACGCCGCCGCCAUAACAAUCGGGUCUUCCCAGUUGAAAUCGUUGCUGGGAAUAACCGUGAGCGGAAGUGGAUUCGUCGAAUCGAUUGUCGGGGUAUUUGAGAACAUCAGGGAUACCAGAAUGUGGGAUACUUUGCUGGGCGUGGUAUCGAUCCUCGUUCUUGUCGGACUCAAGAACCUUCCGGGAAAUCGUAAUGGAAAUUUUUGGAGAAAGACCAUGUGGGUCAUCUGCUUGGCGCGGAAUGCCGUCGUCGUUAUUCUCGCCACCCUGGUAGCAUACCUUUUCUACCUCAAUGGCCUCCAGCCGUUCAAACUGACCGGAAAAAUCACCGAGGGCCUUCCACCCUUUGGUCCACCCCCCUUCUCGAUCACCUACAACAAUCAGACGAGCGAUUUCAAGACGAUUGUCGAGGGGCUUGGAAGCAGUCUGAUCUCUCUACCGCUCAUAGCUAUACUUGAGAAUAUCGCCAUCGCAAAGACCUUCGCUAAGGGACGCCCCUUGGAUGCUACCCAGGAAAUGAGCGCUCUUGGAGUGGCCAACAUCCUUGGCAGCUUUGUUCGCUCCAUGCCGAUUACCGGAAGCUUCACUCGUACGGCUGUCAACAAUGCGUCAGGAGUCCAAACGCAGAUGGGGGGUGUCUUUACUGGCGCCCUGAUCCUCCUGGCCUGUGGAGUCCUCACCUCGACCUUCUAUUUCAUUCCAAAGUCCAGUCUCGCCGCGGUCAUCAUCGUCGCCAUGUACUACAUGCUGGAUUUCGAGACGUUCAGAGUACUAUGGAGGACUAAGAAGAUCGAUUUGAUGCCGUUGACGGUGACAUUGCUCUGCUGCGUUUUUCUGAGCCUCGAGGACGGGAUGAUUAUUGGAAUCGCGGUGAACCUCGUGCUCCUCUUAUACUUCACGGCUCGACCGGGAGUUAUGGUCCAGGAAGAAACGGUCGACGGCAUCAGUAUACUGGUAAUAACGCCGAGGCAAUCCCUGAGUUUUCCAGCGGCUGAAUAUCUGCGGGAUGAAGUUAUCUACAGGUGCAAAUUGAGCGGGGAAACUCUUCCGGUUGUUCUGGAUGGACGUCACGUCUAUCGCAUCGACGCGACGGUCGCGAAGAAUCUUAAGUACCUUCAGACCGAUCUCGAGUCCAGGAAGCAGACGAUGAUAUUCUGGAACUGGAGUCCGGAGGUUCGGCAAACCCUCGAACGCUACGACAGUUCGCUUGCCCAAUACUUCAGAACCACACGGACGUUGGACGGCAUGUUUUUUCAAGCAGAAAUCAACGCUGUUCGAACGGAAUAAAACGUAACUGAAGAAACGUUGGCGUCAACGAUGAUCGUGAUUUAAAGAACAAAGUAUUUCUAUACAAUUGAAGCCUGAUUGUGAGAUUUAGGUUAUACUACUUCUGUCACUAUGGAAGUUAAAAUGGAUAAUAUGGAGGCACCAUAACACACCUUUUUUAGACAAUCAGUUUCGUGCAUU